Molecule: messenger RNA, 426 nt
Organism: Priapulus caudatus
Lineage: Eukaryota; Metazoa; Priapulida; Priapulimorpha; Priapulimorphida; Priapulidae
Product: methyltransferase-like protein 7B
Exons: 5
Coding region: 1-426 (141 amino acids)
Molecular function (GO): S-adenosylmethionine-dependent methyltransferase activity
Source: RefSeq, a predicted model, not a curated record
AUGUCGAAGCCACAACUUUCGGUGAUGCGCGUGUACACGAGCAGCGGAUUUUCGGAUCAACGGCAAUACAAUAUCGUAUUGUUGUUGUUGUUGUUGUUGUUGUUGUUGUUGUUGUUGUUGUUGUUGUUGUUGUUGAAUAUCGUCGAGGUCGGCUCAGGACCGGGAUGCAACUUCGGCUACUACCCUUCGUGUAGGGUGACGUGCGUCGACCCGAACCCUGAGUGGCCGCGCUUCCUGGCGAAGAAUCUGGCGCGCGCGCCGCACGUGAAGGCAAGCUUGAUAAUUCAGGGAGCCGAAGACAUGGACGUCAUUGCUACAGGUAGUGUCGACGCGGUGGUGACGACAGCGGCGCUCUGCUCCGUGCAGGACCCCGACAGAGUCGUCAGCGAGAUCAGACGCAUUUUGAAACUGGAAGCCGAGACGUGA